Messenger RNA from Toxoplasma gondii ME49, 3114 nucleotides. RefSeq names its product EGF family domain-containing protein. The record is from RefSeq and is a predicted model, not a curated record. The transcript has a single exon. NCBI's taxonomy places the organism in Eukaryota, Apicomplexa, Conoidasida, Eucoccidiorida, Sarcocystidae. Bases 641 to 2485 code for a protein of 614 amino acids.
CCACAGUCGCCGGUAUUUCUGUUAACCUUGACAGAGGAAGCCGAGCCCGAGUUUCGUUUUCAGUGGCAGUUUCCUCUCAGCGGCAUGUUAGGUAUGCCUGCUCACGUGGAAAGUCCGUUUCGGCCGCUGCGUACAUGUGUGCUACACACACCCAUUGUAAACAGGCCCUGCAUAGGUUCACCAUAUACCCGUAAAAAAACUGCAGCGAACUGUUUGAAUGUGUGUCCGACGCACUCGCACGCGUUUCCAGACUCUCAUACGUUUGCCAAUUUCCCUUGUAUGGCACCGACAGCGGAAACGCGUCCAAGUGCAUGUAAUUUCGUCUGGAUUUUCAAGGUUUCAAGACUCAGUGAACCCCUUCGUCCGCCGGUGUUCCUCUGACUGUUCAGUCCGAAAAAAGUUACAGCGGGUGAAACUGACCCUACUAUCCACUCUGUUCGAAGCCUCGGACUCCUCAUAAAGUCUUGAAAGUGUUUAAACACUAAGGUAGUUUUCUAUCUUCGACCCUGGUGGUAGCCGUUACCCGCUGCGGCUUGGACUUCGGUCCCCCGACCUAAAGCGUUUGCGCUGGCGGAACUGUUUAUUGAAUUCUCGCGUUGACAAGUAGGUUCCAAGUGUGCUUUUCCACAGGAAUUCCUGCAUGUUCAACAUGUCAGCAGCUCACGUCGCCCACGUCUGGGCUGUCCGGUCUUCGCGGCCAGAUUCGCAGCCACGUCCAAACACCGCAAGUGGCGGUCGCGAGUACUGCCUCCGUACCGCGCCAGCGCUUUCAAGAAGACCGUCAAUUCUUGGUCUCCAGGCAGUUUGCGGAAUGCCCCCGCGCAGAAAAUCUCCCUUCUUCCUCUGCCUUUCCUACGGCUUGUGUAUCUGCUCACUCCUCUUUUUACUCCGUAGUGCGGACCCGUCCACUGCCUUGCACGCACCGCCGCCUCCGAGCGGCACGGAACCUUCUUCCAGGCCCUCCAGGAGGCCUUCCAGACCGAAUCAUUCCCCCACGGCAAAUGCCAACCAAUCCACAACCUCCAAUUCAUUAGCCGCCACGAACGAAAACUCCAACUCUGGCGGUGAGACAGACAACGGCUCCGGUACUUCGACGUCUACGGUGUCUACGACAGAGUCGACGGAUUCGUCGAGCGCAAGUCCGGAAACAUUCAUCUUGCCUAAGACCGCGGAGUGGGUGUGCCGGAACGCGGAGUCUGGGGAAGGGUGCGGUCCGUACUUCAAUGUGAAGCUGAAUGGAGUCGGAGCACACUGUCCGGCAGACGAGUGCUGCAGCAAAUACCGGCACGGCUGCACCAAGCUUCCGCUGCACUGCGAGAUCGCGAACACGCAGUACUUGCCGGACUUUUCGUACGGCAAGUGCAGCGAGGCGGCGCAGUGUUGGCAGUGCGGUCCGAACGCGAAGUGCAAGGUGGUCAGUGGCCGGAACGGCGGCGUGUACUGUGACUGCUUGCCACCGUUCGUGGGGAAGGGCGGCAACUGCACGUUGGAGACCUGCCAGAGCGUGAACCCGUGUGGCGCGGGCACAUGCGUGUCUUUGGAGAACGCGAAAACGGACUACACAUGCAAGUGUAACCCGGGCUUCACGCUCCUUGACAACAGCGCCAAGUCGCUGCCGCCGGUCUGCGUGGACGUGUGUCUGCUGAACAGCUGCGGCGAAGACGCCGCCGUGAAGAAGUGCGUUGCGGGGAACGAUGACUACAUGUGCAUCUGCAACCCGGGGUACCGGCUGGUAACGCUCGCGGGUGGCAUUCGCAAGUGCCUGCCCUUCGAUCCGUGCGAAGUGAACCCGUGCGGGCCGUCGAACGCUGUGGAAAGCUGCACAGCCGAUGGUUUGUCCUACAAAUGCACGUGCAAAGAAGGGUACGUCGAGAGGUACACGGAACGCCAGGCAAUGUGCAUCGAAGAGGCGCGGUGCCACCCGCCGUUCUGCCGAGAAACACCGCCGCCAAAGAUUCCCAUUCCGACGACGAGCACCACUACCUCGACACCCGGCAGCAACAGCUCGACUUCCCCAAACAAGCCAGGAGACGGCAACGCUGCGGACGACGAAACUGACGUCGCCAUGAUCGUGGGCGCGAGCGUCGGGGGGGUCGUUGGCUUCCUCGCGCUCGCGUGCGUGGCGUACUGGUGCAUCCGGUCGCGGAGCGACAAGAAUCCCCGGGACGACGCGAAAAACACGGAGAAGGAUGAACUCAUCCCCCGAACUCGAGAAGGGAUCUUCGGCGACCUGGUCGACGACGAGGGAAAACCCCUCGAUGACGCCGUCGACGCAGACUGGGAAAGACGCAGAAGAACUCGCGAGGCCAGUGAAGCGAGCUCGGCAAGCAGUUCAAGCAGCUCCAGUAGCUCCAGUAGCUCCAGCAGUGCCAGCAGCGCCAGCAGCGCCAGCAGUGCCAGCAGUGCCAGCAGAUCCUCCAGCCGAGAUUCCAGACGAGACAGCGUGAGCACGCGUCGAACCAGCAGCAGCUCUUCGAUUGCUUAACGCGCCGGAAAAAAAGGAGAAACACUCACAAAUAAUGCGAAGUAAAAAUUGUUCGCGACCUAGGUAACCUGACACACACACGGGGUAACGCUCGGUAGCCGGCACAUCUUGAGCCGCUUGGUUUCCAGGAUACAAGUUCCAUUGCGCUUUCCACGGCAUUCGUGUUAAGCGCGGUACUUGAAGUGGUGUCCGGUGAACUUUUCAGAAAACAGUAUCACUUUACCAGCAGGGCGAAUACACCUUUGUAGCCACUCUUGUAGUCUACCAAUUGAACGGCCACACUGUCGACAGCGGAACGAGAACAUUUCUGUGGGAUUAGUGGUUGAUACCACCGAAUCGCAGACGCGCCUGUCACGUUCCCAGCCAACAAAGACGGGACACGAUGCUGCGUUGCAGCCGUCGACAACACAGAGGCGUCGCUCUUCACAGUCCGUUUUGCCGACCGGUUUUCCUAGGGACUCUCGUGACAGGGAAUUUCAAACAACGCGGGGGGAACUCGUGCCACGAGCAAGCCGUAUAAUUUCACAUGUCGUUUUACGACACUAUGUGUUAAUCCGUGUUUCGAAACAGAAACUACUCCGGUGAGUCUGCUCUUCAGUUGUCCGUUGCCUUUUAAAUCUGAUGUUUUG